GCACCCUCUCCAUCUCCUACCAUGGCGACGAAAAUUAUACCAUCUGACUUCAGCGUUGAAGUCACCCGCUUGGAAGGAGAACCUGUUGCCAACAGCCCUCAUGUGAAUUCCAUUGAAAUCGAGUUCAAGAUGAUCCGACACGUCAGAAACGACUCCAGAGUGAUAGUUUAUCGUGAUGAAUUAAUCCGCGAGAGUUGGUCUGAGACGCGUGCUCUUUUUCCAGUGAGUGUUUUCAGUACAAAAGAGUACAUAGCGGACUACCUCGUUCAAGCAGGAUUGACACAAUCGGAAGCAACCCUUUUCGUGGAAACUGAUGUCCUUCCACCUCUGAACCAAGGUGAGAACCAAAAGUGCUCCCGAUUGUCCAUAGUGGUUACCAAGAAUGUUACGCUGGCACGAAGUGUACGCUGGGAGACAAUUCAGAAAAUUGAUAUUACGGGGGAUGCGCGAUUUGCAUUGCGAAGUUGUCCGAAGCGCCGGAGAUUCAUCGAUUGCCUUGCAAGCAUCUCUUCCAUCCUCCCUGCAUUGAGAAGUGGUUAAAGGAGAGAAGUCACCACUGUCCUGUGUGUAGAUCUCCCAUGCCAAUUCGCGAGUAAUUUCCCUUUUUAUUACUUCUUUCUAACCUUCUAGGGGUUUGACGCGCGAUCGACAUAACAUGAUUUGCAUGUUCUUCUUCUUAAUUAAUUUUCUUCUUUUAUUAUCUGCAAUACAUAAUUAGUCAUCUAUUCUCUUGUUAGGGUUAGUUGUAUCUUAUAUUAAAAUUUUAUUUAAAAU
Molecule: messenger RNA, 774 nt
Organism: Rubroshorea leprosula
Lineage: Eukaryota; Viridiplantae; Streptophyta; Magnoliopsida; Malvales; Dipterocarpaceae
Source: the annotation of a GenBank genome assembly